CCAAAGGCCAACACACGGAGGCAUGAGCGUACUCUGACUGGGACGUGUGGGGUUGAUAGUAGAGAUCGGCAGUCAUGACGGACUCUAAGAAACUAUUAAUCGAGCAUUUCAAGCAGGCAGUCCUUGUCUGUAGGAAUGGAGAAAAGGUUCUCAAAGGAGAUGAUAUGAAGAAUGUCGCAUUGAUGGAAGAGGAUGGCGAUAAUGGCAUCAGUAUUGUAAUAGACAGCAAUGGUCUUAUUGAAGCUGUUGACUAUGAUGCAAAGAUUCAAGAAAAAUAUAAUAAUACAAAGUUUGACAACAAAAUUAAUGCAAAAGGAAAAUGUGUAGUACCAGGUUUAAUUGAUGGACAUACUCAUCCGGUCUGGGUUGGGGAUAGAGUUCAUGAGUUUGCUAUGAAGUUGGCGGGGGCAACCUAUAUGGAUGUACAUAAGGCAGGUGGAGGAAUUAAUUUCACCGUGGAACACACACGUAGUGCUUCUGAAGACGAAUUAUUUCUACCUUUCAAAGAGAGGUUAGAAAGAAUGCUGCAUUGUGGGACAACCCUUGUAGAAUGCAAGAGCGGAUAUGGCCUGAAUGUAUCAACUGAAAUUAAAAUGUUGAAAGUCAUAGAGAGAGCGAAGAGAGAACUCCCAAUAGACAUAUCCAGUACUUUUUGUGGAGCGCAUGCUGUCCCGAAGGGAAAAACAGCAGAAGAAGCAACAGAAGAUGUCAUCAGUGUUCAGUUACCACAGAUUGUAGAACUGAUGAAAAAUGGUGAAUUACAAGUGGAUAAUAUUGAUGUAUUUUGUGAGAAAGGUGUAUUUAAUACUGAGCAGACUAAAAAGAUUUUAAAUGCUGGUGUAGAAGCUGGACUCGCUAUAAAUUUUCACGGUGAUGAACUUCAUCCAACUAAAUCCGCAGAGUUAGGAGCAGAACUAAAUGCAGCAGCAAUUAGCCAUUUGGAAGAAAUCAGUGAUGAUGGUAUUGUUGCUAUGGCAUCAUCUGGAACCAUUGCUGUGUUGUUACCAACUACCGCUUACAUACUGAGGUUAAAACAUCCACCUGCUAGGAAAAUGAUAGAAAGUGGUGUUGCUAUUGCACUGGGAACAGAUUUCAAUCCCAAUGCAUUCUGCCUUUCUAUGCCAUUAACUAUGCAUUUGGCAUGUGUCAAUCUACACAUGUCUAUGAAUGAAUCCUUGGUAGCAGCAACCAUCAAUGCUGCUGCUUCACUCAACAAAUCAGACACUCAUGGUUCUCUAGAAGUUGGUAAAGUGGGCGAUCUGGUGAUUAUAGAUGCUCCCAAAUGGGAGCAUCUAGUUUAUCAGCUUGCUGGACAUGGUCAUGUUAUCAAGCAUGUUGUGAAGAAGGGGAAUAUAGUAUACACCAAACCUUGAGAAGAAAAUCAAAAAAAAAAAUAAUUGAAUUUAGUCUUCCAUAAAAAGCUAUAUCUGCGUUCAUUUGAAACAUACUUUGCUGUAUAAUAACGAUAGCCACAUGCUGGAGGCCACACAAAAUUUGGGAAGCCAUUUUGCAGUCAAAACUUAAUCCGUGACUGUUUUGCAAUAACUACCGGUAAUCAUUCAAGUAAAUGUCAGUGAUAUUGUCAUGUACUGGUUACAGCGAAUAAACCACAAGCGUGCAGUGAAAGUGUUCC
Messenger RNA from Saccoglossus kowalevskii, 1633 nucleotides. Its product is annotated as putative imidazolonepropionase. Gene Ontology annotation, molecular function: imidazolonepropionase activity. Gene Ontology annotation, cellular component: cytoplasm. NCBI's taxonomy places the organism in Eukaryota, Metazoa, Hemichordata, Enteropneusta, Harrimaniidae. The record is from RefSeq and is a predicted model, not a curated record.